AUGGCGAUUACAAAGCGAAUCGGUCGCAACAAACAAGUCAGAGAGCAACCCGCCAAAAGGGGGGGAGUCAAGAAGGCUGAGUUUGAUGUCCAUAAGAAGAAGGAGGUUGGUGUAUCCGAUCUGACACUUCUAUCCACAAUCAGUGACAACUCAAUCAACGAGAACUUGGAAAAAAGAUUCAAAAAUGGUACGAUCUAUACCUAUAUCGGUCAUGUGUUGAUUUCAGUCAAUCCAUUCAGAGAUUUGGGGCUGUACACGGAUGCCAUCCUUAACAGUUAUCGAGGUAAGAAUAGAUUGGAGGUUCCUCCACAUGUGUUUGCUAUUGCGGAAUCAAUGUUUUACAACAUGCAAGCGUACGCAGAGAGUCAGUGUGUUAUUAUUUCUGGUGAGUCUGGUGCAGGGAAGACCGAGGCUGCCAAACAAAUCAUGCAGUAUAUUGCUGCCGUCAGUGGUGGGCAGUCUUCGUCCCAAAUUCAGCAGAUCAAAGAUAUGGUCUUGGCCACCAAUCCUUUAUUGGAGUCAUUUGGGUGUGCUAAGACCUUGAGGAAUAAUAACUCCUCAAGACAUGGUAAAUACUUAGAAAUUCAGUUCAAUGCAGGCUAUGAACCAAUCGGAGCCCACAUCACCAAUUAUUUGCUAGAAAAACAAAGAGUGGUUGGUCAAAUUCGAAAUGAAAGAAACUUUCACAUUUUCUACCAGUUUACUAAAAGUGCUAAUGAAAACUAUCGUUCGACUUUUGGUGUACAGCUUCCCGAACAGUACGUCUAUACAAGUGCAUCUGGUUGCACUACUGUUGACACGAUAGAUGAUGUUAAAGAGUACAAAGACACUCUAAAAGCCAUGCAAACAAUAGGCCUUACCCAAGAUGAGCAGGACCAAGUUUUUCGAAUUCUGGCCGCUAUCUUAUGGAUUGGUAACAUCUCCUUUGUUGAAAACGAGGAUGGAAAUGCUCAAAUUAGAGAUUCUUCCGUAACCGAUUUCGUUGCAUACCUACUUCAGGUAAACGCCCAGAUUCUUACAAACUCACUGAUCGAACGUAUUGUGGAAACAAGUCACGGAUCGAAACGUGGGUCUAUUUAUCACGUUCCUUUGAACAUCACUCAGGCAACUGCUGUCAGAGAUGCUCUCUCUAAAGGUAUCUAUAGUAAUCUUUUCGAUUGGAUUGUUGAUAGGACCAACAAAUCCUUAGCUCACAUAAGUGAAACUGUUCACAAGACCAUUGGAAUUUUGGAUAUUUAUGGGUUUGAAAUUUUUGAACAGAAUUCUUUUGAACAGUUAUGUAUCAAUUAUGUCAACGAAAAAUUACAACAGAUUUUUAUUCAGCUGACCCUGAAAUCUGAACAGGAUGAGUACGUCAAGGAGCAAAUUCAGUGGACGCCUAUCAAGUACUUCAACAACAAGAUUGUAUGCGAUUUGAUUGAAGCUAAGAGGCCACCAGGAAUUUUCUCCAUUUUAGACGAUGCUUGUGCGACAGCUCAUGCUGAUAGUAGUGCAGCAGAUCAAGCAUUUUCUCAAAGACUGAACAUGAUUGCAACGAACCCUCAUUUCGACUUACGUUCGUCAAAGUUCGUUAUCAAACAUUAUGCCGGUGACGUCACCUACGACAUCGAUACUAUUACUGACAAAAAUAAGGAUCAGAUGCUAAAGGAUCUUUUAGAAAUGAUCAAAACCUCACAGGACUCGUUUCUGUUGAGUCUUUUCCCUGAACCUGUCGAAACCAAUGCUGGUGGUAGAAAAAAUCGACCAACUACGGCAAGUGCAAAAAUCAAAACUAGUGCUAACUUAUUGGUGGACACCCUCUCACAAGCUCAACCUUCAUACAUCCGAACGAUCAAACCAAAUCAAAACAAAUCCCCCACUGAGUACGACGAUAGAGCUGUACUGCAUCAGGUGAAAUACUUGGGUUUGCAAGAGAAUGUUCGUAUCAGAAGAGCUGGUUUUGCUUAUCGACAGACAUUUGAAAAGUUUUCUGAGCGGUUUUACUUGUUAUCAACAAAGACAUCUUAUGCAGGUGAUUAUAUUUGGGAAGGAGACCAUAAGUCAGCCUGCACAGUUAUUCUUAAAGACGCUGGCAUUCCCGAAACAGAAUGGCAAGUUGGAGUGACUAAGAUCUUCAUUAAGAAACCUGAGACCCUGUUUUCUUUAGAGUCAAUGAGAGAGAACUACUGGGCAAAUAAGGCAAAAGUUAUCCAACGUGCCAUCCGUAGAUGGUUCAAAGUUAGAGUUGACGCUGCCAAGACCUUGCAAAGGAUCAUCCGUGAGAAGAAAGGUGGUAAUGUUUACGAGCAAUUGAGAGAUUACGGUACAUCUCUAGUUAUUCACAAAAAGGAGAGACGGAGAAUGUCCAUGUUGGGAAGCAGACAAUACACGGGAGACUAUCUUGGUUGUAACGAUAAAUCGGGUUUUGGUCGGUUCUUAAUCUCUCAAGUGGGCAUCAAUGAUAGAAUAAUCUUUUCAUUCCGUGGAGAAAUUCUACACGCCAAGUUUGGUAGAUCUUCAGUCAGGGUGCCUCGUAUUUUCCUUUUGACAAGAUCUACCUUCUAUAUGAUUGCGGAGGAAGUCAUCGAAAGAAAGAUCUCGUAUAAUGUGGAUUCGAUUUCUGUUAAUUCAAUAUCGUAUGUUGGUAUGUCGAAUUUGGCUGACGAUUGGUUGGCCAUUUCGUUAAUAGGGGGAACAAGGCCUGAUCCAUUUAUCAAUCUUAAAUUCAAAACUGAGUUAGUCACCCAUCUGAAGAAUAUAAAUCGAGGACUGAGUAUACAAAUCGGGCCUACAAUUCAAUAUUACAAGAAGCCUGGCAAGAUCCACACUAUCAAGACCCAACAAUCUACUGCUGUACCCUUAAAUGGAGACGUGUACAAAUCAGGAACUAUUCAAGUGGCUCCAGGGCUUUCAGCCUCUUCUGUAUCCAAAGAAAGACCAAAGGGAAAAAACACAGGUACUGCAGUUUACAGAUAUCGUACUGGUGUGGAAGUUUCAAACUCAUAUUCCCAACGCAGUAACAACUAUGGGGCCGCGGCAAACUCAGGAUUUGCUAAUCCGCAUGCUCAAUCUGUUCCAGUUGCAGCUGUUCAGCCAACUCAACGAAAAAAGGUCCCUCCACCUCCUCCACAACAGCAAAAACCAAGAACUUCAAACAUUCCUGGCGCCGUACCUGUUCCUCAGGUUCAGCGGAUUCAACCAACUCAACCUGUUCAGCCGACUCAGCACUCUCAACCUGUUCAGCCAACGCAACGCACUCAACCUGUUCAACGCUCGCAGCCAACUCAGCCUAUAGAGCCUGUUAAGAAGAACAUUCCACCUCCUCCGCCACCUCCACCAGCAGUUGAAACUCCAAAAUAUCCAACCUACAAAGCAGCCUAUGAAUUUCAAGGAACGGGCAGUCCUUCUGAAUUACCAAUCCAAAAGGAUCAAAUUGUUUAUAUCCUCCAAAAGGAGGAAAAUGGUUGGUGGUUAGCAAAGACUCUAGAUGAAGCUAAGGAGGGUUGGGUCCCUGCUGCCUAUGUAGUGGAGUGUGCUCCACCUGCUACUAAGGCAGUCCCAGUCCAAGCACAACCUGCAGCUCCGCAAGUGGCUCCGCAAGUAGCCUCGACCAAUGGUUCUGUAUCAAACCCCUUAGCUGGUGGACUUGCUGCAGCACUAAUGCAAAAGAAGCAAGAUGAGUCUACGUUAGCCGGAGGGUUGGCCGCUGCAAUUCGCCAGAAGGCUAGACGUGAUAGUGAUGAAGAAGAGGAAGAAGACGAUGAUUGGUAA
Komagataella phaffii GS115 is the source of this 3750-nucleotide messenger RNA. RefSeq lists its product as uncharacterized. Gene Ontology annotation, cellular component: cell tip; microvillus; actin cortical patch. Gene Ontology annotation, molecular function: microfilament motor activity; ATP binding; actin filament binding. The coding region runs from base 1 to 3750 and encodes 1249 amino acids. The transcript has a single exon. Gene Ontology annotation, biological process: actin filament organization; vesicle transport along actin filament; endocytosis. The record is from RefSeq and is a predicted model, not a curated record. NCBI's taxonomy places the organism in Eukaryota, Fungi, Ascomycota, Pichiomycetes, Pichiales, Pichiaceae.